Molecule: messenger RNA, 614 nt
Organism: Populus trichocarpa (black cottonwood)
Lineage: Eukaryota; Viridiplantae; Streptophyta; Magnoliopsida; Malpighiales; Salicaceae
Product: auxin-responsive protein SAUR24
Exons: 1
Coding region: 110-388 (92 amino acids)
Biological process (GO): response to auxin
Source: RefSeq, a predicted model, not a curated record
ACAUACUUGGCUCACAACCAACCAAUUUUUCACAUUCUCCACUGAUUACUUUUCCUUUGAACAACGAACCUGCUAAGUUUUACUUUAGAGAUACAUCAAAAAAGAAACAAUGGCAAUUCGUUUUCCUAGUGUUCUUGCCAAGAAAAUCCCCCGUCAAUCUUCAUCCAAGUCUUUGGAUGUACAGAAAGGUUUCAUAGCGGUAUAUGUUGGGGAAGCUGACAAGAAGAGAUUUCUGGUUCCAGUUUCCUAUUUGAACCAGCCUUUGUUUCGGGAUUUGCUAUGUAAAGCUGAGGAGGAGUUCGGUUUUGAUCAUCCAAUGGGUGGUUUAACGAUUCCCUGCGACGAAGAGACUUUCCUUGAUGUCACUUCUAGCUUGAGUAGAUCAUAAGAACAAAUCACAGAAAAACAAUUUUGUAUGGCAGGAAUUGUCAAUUAAAUGUAAAUAUUUUCAAGUAAUAUCAAAUUUUCACUGAAUGAGAAAGAUUUUACCAGCAACUGUUGCUUUUCUUACCAAAUUUUCAGUGCUAUCAUCAUACUCAAUGCCCUACAGUACAAGCCUUUAGCUUCCUCCUGGUAUUAAAUUGAAAUUUUAUACUAUCUCCGCAAUUUAUUCA